UUGUUAAUAAAGUAAAAGUGUGUUAAAUUAAAAUUAUUUGAAUAAAAUAUAAAAGAAAUUUAAAAAAUUAAAUAUUUGUUAUAAUUGUUUAUUUAAAUUUAAUGAAAUAUAUAUAUAUAUAUAUAUACAAUAAAGGAUAUUCGGGCGGCGGGAAAACUUAGGUGUGCUGCUGUAAGGUUGUGAAAGUUUAAAUAAACUAAACAAAACAAAAAAGUACUAGAGGUGAUAGUGUCUAAAUACCCUAAAGAUUUUGAAUUUUCUAAACAGAAAACAAAAAAAAAAAUUUCUAAUUUUCUAUAAAAACUCAACAAUUAAUAAUAAUAUUAUUAAGUAUAAAAACAUUAAAAUAAAAUAAACAGCCCAUUGUUAAUAUUAAUAAAAAAAAACAACAAUAAAAAAAAUAUAAAAAUCAAGAAAAACAGCAACAAUAUGGUCAUCUCUGGUGGAAUAAUUAAAAUGAAAAUCUUUUUACGAGGAUGGAUCAUAUUGUGCAUGCUUUUGAAUGCAGUCACACCUCAAGGUAUCGAGGAUAAAGGACUUUCAGCAUGUGAAUUGGAAUCGUUAGUGAAGCAAAUAUUAAAUCCAAAUCCUGAUUAUCAAAUGCACGCGAAUGCAUUACGAGAUCAAUUACGUUAUAUGAUACAAAAUAAAAAUUCUGAUAUACCAUAUCAAACAAUUGAUGAUUCAUCAACAGAUUAUUUUGAUGAAGAUAAACGUUCAGUUAGUUCUCUUGCUCGUGCCGGUAAUUAUCCAAGUUAUGGUAAAAGAUAUUUGGGUGCAUUAGCUAAAUCUGGUAUGAUGUUAAGAUCAAAUGCAUAUGAUGAUAUUAAAAGAAGUGUUGCAACAUUAGCUAAAAAUGGACAAUUACCAACACAAGAACCAGAUACAAUUUAUGAUGAUAAUCAAUCACAACAAUGGGAAGAUAAACGUAAUUUAGGUUCAUUAGCAAAAUCUGGUUAUAUUGGUAAACGUAAUAUUGGUACAUUGGCAAGAGAUUUUCAAUUACCGAAUAAUGGUAAAAGAAAUUUGGCAGCAUUAGCACGUUUAGGUUUAGCACCAAAACGUAAUAUUGCAUCAUUAGCACGUCAAAAUUCAUUAUAUAUGGCGGAGAAGAAAAAUAUUGCAGCAUUGAAAAAUUCACCAGUACAUGGACAAAGGCAAAAACGUGAUAUUUAUGGUGAUUUGGGUGAUUAUGAAGUUCCUGAUGAUGUAAUACAAAAUUAUUCAAUGGAUUAUGAUGAUUUAAGAAAUCAAUUAAAUCAAUUAUAUGGUGGACCAUAUGAAGAAAAACGAUUUUUGGGAUCUCUUGCAAAAAAUGGUUGGUUUAGACCAUCAGCUGAAAAACGUAAUAUUGGUUCGUUAGCACGUUUAGGUUUAAUAGGUGGAAAUGGUUAUGGUUUUCGCCAACAAGAACAAAAACGUCAUAUUGGAGCACUAGCAAGGUCAGGAUGGCUAUCAGCUUUUCGACCAGUCAGAAGUGCUCGUUUUAGCCGCUCGGGCAGAGCGAGGCCGGAUAUUACCCCCAACAAGAGCGACUACUACAACCCACAGCGGCCGUUUGUAGACGAUGCGAUUACAACAAUCAAGACUAUUCCAAUACAAUUAGCUGGAAAUCACCAACAUCAACUGGAUUAUCUAGAUGGGGUACACCACCAAGACUUACAGCAUUACACUGGAGAAGUUUACGACCCACAACAUAUUACUGAACAUCAAUAUAAUAAAAAUAAUAAUAAUAAUAAUAAUAAAAAUAUAAAUGAUGACAAUAAUAAUGAUAAUAAUUAUAAUGAUGAAUUUAUAAAUUAUUUAUAUAAUUUAAGUGAAAAUAACUCAUUGAAUAAUAAUAAUAACAAUAAGAAUAAAAUUAACAAUAACAGCAACAAUGAUAAUAACAACAGUGAUGAAAUUCAAUGUAGCCAACGUUUAAAUUUGAUGUUAGAUGCUUUAAUUAAAUACUAAGACAAUACUAUAUUUAUAUAUGUAUAUACAAAACACUAAUACAUUUAUGAAUAUCUAUAUUAUAUUUAUGUAGCUGUAUAGAUAAUAAUUUAUUAUAUUAUAUGUAUUUGAUCAUAAAAAUUUACAAUAAAUAUUAUUAAAAGGACAUAAUGUAAAACUUAAAUUUUUACUAUAAUACAUACAUAUAUAUAUAUAUAUAUAAUCUAUUUUUGUUUUUUCGAAAGACUUAUUCAAAAAUAAUUGCGACAAUAAUAUUAAUUAUAUACAGACAUAUACAUAUUUAAUGUAAAAAAUAUAUAAACACUAAAUACAUAUAAAUUGAAAAAAAAAAGGAGAAAUUGUGCACAUAUACCAUAUACAUAGUAAAUAUAUUAUAAAAUUAAAUAAUAGAAAAACUUUAUAACUAUGCCGUUCUUACGGAAUAAAAUCACAAUUAUGAUUCACAGAUUUUAUGCACUAAUUAAUUCUAUUAUUAUGUCCACAUUUUGCUUGUUUCUCGCCAAAUUUCUAUUGUAUAACGCAAUUAUAAUUUCAAGAGUUAAUAGUUGACAAUAUUAUACCUAUAGAAUAGCUGUUCACAAUAAUCUAUGCGUUGAUAAAAAUCGUGAAAUUUCGUUGAAUUCGUCGUCAUUGAAAAAUUAUGAAAUUUCACUUUAUUUUAAUUUUAUUGAUAAAUUAAAUAAAUAAGCUCUUGGUCAACACAUAAUAACAAAUUGGAAUUCAACAAGGAAAUUAAGUUUGUAGAACAGUACAUGUUAAUGUGCUCCGACAUUAACAUGAACUGACAAACGGAAUACAUUUGCUGGUUCACUCUACUCGGAGUCUGGCUCAUUCAUUGUUUUAACAAAAUGAACUUAAAUUAUUUUAUAUAAUUACAAUUUAUUAAUUUCAAUUCAAGAGUUUCAUAUUCUGUGAAUCACUUUCGAUUUCAUAUUAUUUAUCCCUUUACAUAACAUAUGUAAUAUAUAAUAUAAUUAUAAUAAUUGCUAUUGAAUGUAUUUUAAAAUAAAGUUAAUAUCAAUAAUUAAUAAAUUAUUGAAAAUAAGAACUUAUAUAAAAAUUUAAAAGAAAAAACUCAAAAUCAUUAUUGUAAUAAUAAAAAUAUCAUUGUAAACUUCCAGGUGUAUAUGAUUUUACAA
Condylostylus longicornis is the source of this 3095-nucleotide messenger RNA. It is a transcript of the gene Nplp1, whose product is annotated as neuropeptide-like 1. The record is from RefSeq and is a predicted model, not a curated record. NCBI's taxonomy places the organism in Eukaryota, Metazoa, Arthropoda, Insecta, Diptera, Dolichopodidae. The transcript has 6 exons. The coding region runs from base 430 to 1956 and encodes 508 amino acids.